UAUUCCAUUUCCGUACACAAAUCUUCUCAACUGAUGACGUGUGCUUUGCACAAAAAUCAAAUUGUUUUCAGUUUCACAAUAAAACCGGAUAAAGGUAUUCUUCUAUAAACCGAGGGUAUUUUUUGUGGAUUGUGUCUUGAAACAUAAAAGGAAAAUGGAAACAUUGUACCAUCAAACAAAUAAGCAAAUACAGGAGGUGCAGUCGCUCAUGGGACGCCUGGAGAACACAGAUCGUCAGUCUGUCCACUUGUUGGAGAACGAGCUGCAGGCCAGAAUCGACCAGAUCUUCAGCCAUUUGGAACGUCUGGAAAUCCUGACUAGCAAAGAACCGCCAAACCGGCGUCAGAACGCCAAACUGCGGGUAGACCAGCUGAAGUAUGAUGUUCAGCACCUCCAGACAGCACUGAGGAACUUCCAGCACCGUCGCUACUCACGAGAGACCCAGGACCGAGAGAGGGAGGAGCUCAUGAGUCGUACCUUCACCACCAACGAUGCAGACACCUCCAUCCCCAUAGACGAGACGUUGCAGUUAAACUCCAACCUGAACAACGCACACAGAGGCAUGGACGACCUCCUGGGCAGCGGCAGCAGCAUCCUCACCGGACUCCGGGACCAGAGGGACACGCUCAAGGGGACCCACAAGAAGAUGCUGGAUGUGGCCAACAUGCUGGGUCUGUCCAACACGGUGAUGAGGCUGAUCGAGAAGAGGGCCACCCAGGAUAAGUUCAUCAUGAUUGGAGGGAUGCUGCUCACCUGUGUGGUCAUGUUCCUGGUGGUCAAGUACCUGGGCUGACCAUGACCGCAACUGCCACCACAGUUUUGCGUUGGUCUUGGACAUUUUUGCACAAUAAGCCCAUAAGAUACGUGAACGGUGAUAAAAUAGGCUCGUCUUCUAAUCGGAGAGUUCCCUGAAAGUAUUGGUUCCGAUCGGAAGGCGAGGAAUUAUCCCUCUUUUAAUUUCCAUAGGUUUUGUCACCCACUUCUAUUUCAACCACUCUUUGUUUGCACCAGGUAAAUGGGUGUUAAGCAAGACAUACACACUGAGUGUACAAAACAUUAAGGAUGCCUUCCACCUUUUGCCCUCAGAACAGCAUCAAUUCAUCUGGGCAUGGACUCUACAAGGUAUUGAAAGCAUUCCACAGGGAUGCUGGCCCAUGUUGAUUCCAAUGCCUCCCACAGUUGUCAAGUUGGCUGGAUGUCCUUUGGGCGGUGGACCAUUAGUGAUACACACGGGAAGCUGAUGAGCGUAAAAACAGCUUUGCCGUUCUUGACACAAACCAGUGCGCCUGGCACCUACUACCAUACCCUGUUCAAAGGCACUUUUGUCUUGCCCAUUCACCGAAUGGCACACAUAUACAAUCCAUGUCUCAAGGCUUACAUUUAAAAAAAAAAUCCAUAUCCUCCAUGUAUACUGAUUGAAGUGAAUUUAGCAAGUGACAUCAAUAAUGGAUCAUAGCUUUCACCUGGUCGGUCUGUUAUGGAA
Molecule: messenger RNA, 1483 nt
Organism: Oncorhynchus keta (chum salmon)
Lineage: Eukaryota; Metazoa; Chordata; Actinopteri; Salmoniformes; Salmonidae
Gene: gosr2
Product: golgi SNAP receptor complex member 2
Exons: 6
Coding region: 155-793 (212 amino acids)
Biological process (GO): intra-Golgi vesicle-mediated transport; vesicle fusion
Cellular component (GO): ER to Golgi transport vesicle membrane; endoplasmic reticulum membrane; SNARE complex
Molecular function (GO): SNARE binding; SNAP receptor activity
Source: RefSeq, a predicted model, not a curated record